Zychaea mexicana is the source of this 1798-nucleotide messenger RNA. Its product is annotated as GTP cyclohydrolase N terminal-domain-containing protein. NCBI's taxonomy places the organism in Eukaryota, Fungi, Mucoromycota, Mucoromycetes, Mucorales, Lichtheimiaceae. Gene Ontology annotation, molecular function: GTP cyclohydrolase II activity. The transcript is spliced from 10 exons. Gene Ontology annotation, biological process: riboflavin biosynthetic process. The coding region runs from base 80 to 1561 and encodes 493 amino acids. The record is from RefSeq and is a predicted model, not a curated record.
CUCACUCUUCUUCCUUUCACUUUCGCUUUUUCUCUGUUUUCCCCUUGUUUUCUUCCUAUACAACAGCUACAACAACAAAAUGACUGUUCCUGACGAACAAAUGCUCAAGCAGCUUCUGACUACGGUCGAGGCUAUCCGUGCCGACCAGCAGCAUCUUUCGGCCCAGGUCGAUCAAUUGAUGCAUCCGGUCGAAAACAAGCCAUCGUCGCCCACCUCAAGCAGUCCCUCCGUGUCUGCUCCCAGAUCUCCCGCCACGAGCAGCACCAAGCCCGCGACCAGCAGCAAUGGCACUGCUUCAUUGUACCCCCAGCGUGUCAUCCUCACGUCCUACCCCCAUCAGCACGGUAUCCGUCCUGUCAACUUGACCUGGGGUGCUAAAGAUCCCAAGGAGCGUGGCCCUGUGGUUGCUUCCCGUCAUGCCGACAGCAUCAAAAAGAGAAAUGCCAUUGGUGCCUAUGGUGGUUCCUACUGUGUCUAUCGUGCCUUAGCUGUGGCCAUUGGUGACCUUCCAAGCGACCACCGUCCUAACUUUGAAAUGACCGAGCCCGCGUUUAAAAUAGGCCCUCAUCCGUCGUGGUCGGAUCCAACCAAGAUUGUCUCCUUGGACCCCUGGGGCCACUUGGCGCCUCAAAUUUACAAGGAGGAGUUUGACAAUGGUUUGGAUGUCAGACCCACGAUUGCCGUCACCAAGGCCCACAUGACCAUGGCCGAAAUGGAGAAUCUGGUCAAGGAAGGCAAGCUCAAGGUGGAUGGCAAGGUCGUCGUCAAUGACCGUGGUGACUUGGCCGUAAGCAAAGGAGCCGUGGAGCCUGUAUGGUACUUGCCUGGCGUAGCCGAGCGCUUUGGUAUUGACGAGGGCUUACUGCGUCGUGCCUUGUUUGAGGAUACCGGAGGAAUGUAUCCCGAAUUGAUCACUCGUCCGGACCUCAAGGUCUUCUUGCCUCCCAUUGGCGGCAUCUCUGUCUAUAUCUUUGGCAACCCUGCCGACAUCUCAGACCCUGAGAAAAAACUCACACUCCGUGUGCAUGACGAAUGUAACGGCUCCGACGUAUUUGGCAGCGAUAUCUGUACAUGCCGACCCUAUUUGAUUUAUGGCAUUGAGGAAUGCGUCAAGCAGGCACAAGAAGGUGGCGUGGGCGUCAUUGUUUAUUUCCGCAAGGAAGGUCGUGCCUUGGGUGAAGUGACAAAGUACCUGGUAUACAAUGCACGAAAACGACAAACUGGUGGUGAUACUGCCGACCACUACUUUUUGCGAACAGAAUGCAUCGCCGGUGUCAAGGAUAUGCGUUUCCAGGCUUUGAUGCCUGAUGUGCUUCACUGGCUCGGUAUCCAAAAGAUCGAUCGCAUGAUGUCCAUGUCCAACAUGAAGCACGAUGCCAUUGUUGGUGCAGGCAUUCCUAUCAUCGAACGUGUCCCUAUUCCUGAAGAAAUGAUUCCCGAAGACUCGCGGGUUGAAAUUGAUGCCAAGAUUGCCUCCGGAUACUUCACCACUGGCAGCGUCAUGGACGAGAAACAGCUGGCCGAGGUCAAGGGUCGCGACUGGGAGGACAUUGAACACUGAGUGUGUCAACCCUAGUUUCCCUUGUUUGCUUUUUUCCAUCCCACAUCCACACUCUGUAUCUCUUUCUUCUUGUCACAUACACAAUUCUUUUCUCUUUGGGCCUGUUUAUAAUAGCUGAACUUUUCUUUUGCUGCACGAUAAUACACAGUUUCUAUAUAGCAAAACACAGAACUUGUCUUGGUUGUAUUUAUAUAUGUAUUUACAUUUUCUAUUACGUAUUAUUAUUAUUAUUAUUAU